Molecule: messenger RNA, 792 nt
Organism: Phytophthora megakarya
Lineage: Eukaryota; Oomycota; Peronosporomycetes; Peronosporales; Peronosporaceae
Source: the annotation of a GenBank genome assembly
AUGCCCUCCCGCCUGCGGCCAGAGGUGUUGUGUGCGAUAUCGACGUCGGAUGAGCAAGACCCAUCGCCCUCAAAUGUCUUCAGGGAAAAGCUAGCAGACCUGGGUCUAUUAUCUGCCAAGAUGAUCAACUACUCCAGAUCACCAUGGGCUUCCCCCAUCGUGGUGAUCAUUAAGAAGAAUGGAGUGGAUAUCAGACUAUGUAUCGAUUAUCGGCUGCCUGACACAACUGAUGGUAUACCCAAUGCCCUUGAUCAGCGAUCUACUCGAAGAUCUGGAGUCGACACUUUGGUAUUGUUCUUUGGAUAUGGCGAGUGGAUUUUGGGUAGUGAAAACGACGGAUCGCGCUCGUUUGAUCUCGGCCUUUAUCACUCCUUUUUUGGGUUAUUUGAAUGGAACCGAAUGCCCUUCGGCUUGAAGAAUGCGCCCCAGAUCUAUCAACGUAUGAUCGACAACGCGCUAUAUGGGUUCACCAGGAUCCCGAAGGCUGAAGAUCACGAAAGUACUUUGGAUUUGAGGACGGGGAACCGGUGGAUCCAGGCAAGCCAUCGAUCAUAUAUCGAUGACAUCCUGAUCCCCGCCAAUAACUGGGAUCAACUAUGUGACCGAGUCGAGGGGUUGCUCGAAGCAUGUGAUAAGUGGAAUCUGUCGAUCAGUGUGGUCAAAAGUUUCUGGGGGAUGUCCAAGGUGGAAUACCUUGGGCAUAAGUUCUCGCACAAUGGACUGGAGGCGAAUCCAAAAGAUUUAUCUGCACUGACUGAUCUAGCCUUUCCAAAGUCACUCAGAGCUAUGUAA